UCCGUAAUUCUGCUUCAUUUGCCAAUAGAUUUCCACCAUCAUUCUCCAGAAUACUUUGUAAUCGAUGUUUGCUUUCGUCUUUGCGGUUUGAACCUUUUACAAUCUGCUUGCACGACAAGAUGAGUCUACGGGUAGCUACACGGUGCCUACAGCGGACAGUGGGCGUCGCAUGCUCAAAACAAUCCACCUCAUUGCUCCCAUCAAUACCAGCGGUUGCAUCUCGGUCAACAGCACGAAGCCAUGCGCUUGCGGUUCAAUCGCGACAUUACCCUCAAAGCUCUACCUUCCACACUUCCUCAGUAUUGCCGGCCCAAUCACCGACAGCAGAUGCACUCAUGGAAAACCUGACAGACUUGUAUGCGACGGCAAGAGACGAGUUCGAGAUUGCUGCAGAAGAGACCGAGAAAAAGACUGUAUACGCAGCUGACGAUCGGGAGGCUGCGGUAGCUGCGCUGCAGACACUGAAAGAGGCUUUCGAGAAGGCUGUCAAGGAAAGCGACCCAGAAGUGGGCAAGGAGAUACAGAGUCGGGUCGGCCAGAGAAUAAGGGAAUUAGAAAAUGCCAUCAAGGCUAUGGAGCAAAUGGCCAUGGAGGAUUAGGCGUGAGAAAGCCGAACAUCGUGUCACGAGGAGUUGCCAGUCCCGGUUCCCGCGGUCUAUAUUGGAUCCAUCAGAGUCUCGAGUCCCGUCGAAGCCUAUCGCGCCCCGACGCUAUGGUCGUGUCCCAAUUACAGAGUGCCUCACCUAGCGUUUGUUGCAAUACCUCAGCUGGGAGCUGCGACUAUCAGCGUGUAUGGAGCGUCUAGUUCCUUCUAUUUGCUGGUUGCAAGGAUGCAGCGUUAUGGCACGGGAAUCGCAAACACGGGAAAGAAUAGAAAAACCACUCCAAGAACCGAGGUUUAAUCGCAUCGAAUCAUAGAAUUUCUCCAGUACAGACGUGAUCUUGAUCGUCCAUACGCCAGUGCAAGCAGUUGCUGGAAAAUGCAACAGAGAAC
Messenger RNA from Exophiala oligosperma, 994 nucleotides. RefSeq lists its product as uncharacterized. NCBI's taxonomy places the organism in Eukaryota, Fungi, Ascomycota, Eurotiomycetes, Chaetothyriales, Herpotrichiellaceae. The transcript has a single exon. The record is from RefSeq and is a predicted model, not a curated record. The coding region runs from base 120 to 599 and encodes 159 amino acids.